Haemonchus placei is the source of this 2145-nucleotide messenger RNA. The record is from the annotation of a GenBank genome assembly. Lineage: Eukaryota; Metazoa; Nematoda; Chromadorea; Rhabditida; Trichostrongylidae.
GUCGAUGGGCGCGGCACCCGACCGAUUCGGCAAUGGGGCUCCUAUUAUGCCCUAGUUCUUGGUCUUUUGGGACCGACAGCGUCUUUUCUCAAUUAUAGGCGAUUCAUGACCCACUAUGGUCAAGUUUGCUGUUAUGAUGAGGCCGGCUUUCUCAUGCAGACACCUUAUCAGCCAGUUAUCAAGACGCAAAAGGAGUACUUCUACAAUCCUGGUUAUCCGCUGAGAGCCUACGAGUUCGGUACACCUCCAUAUAUGGGGCAGUUUGAGGUUCCCGGUUUGUCAGUAUUCCACAACGACUACAUGCCAUACUUUCUGUGCUGUAAAUUCGCCGAUUUCCGGUGCCAAAUGUUCUACUGGAGACGACCAUCGUCAGCUUGCCAAGAGUACCAGCCCCCUGCAACCGGGCAGGUGUCCGGCGCUGGCGUUUUCAACACAAUCGACAACGAUAAGUUCAUUUUCAACGAGCCUGGAGUAUACAACUUUCUCUACAUUCCGAAAACUACUCGAUCGCCAGAAGUUCGUGUACAAGUCCGCAUGGAGCGCUAUCCCAACAGAAAGGUGGACUUUGGCUUACUCGGGCGAUAUAUCUCACAGGCAGAGUUGGUGCAACCUACAAACGCCACUGUUAUCACAGGAGUGGUCCUAGAGGCAAGCGGUAGUGAUCGCGUUUAUGUCAUGGCUAGGAAGGACACACGACGUUUCCGUUAUCGUACCGAUAUCAUCGUUGGGAACAUUUUACGAUACUUCGACACCAUUCGGCUACAAAGAUUUAACGGUGUUCUCGUCUAUGUGAAUAAUGUGGAGCGCGGCCAACCGGAGAUCUACGUCGUGCUGGAGGAAGCGCAAAUCGGAAUCCGCGUCCGCGAAAGCUAUGCGCUUGACAUUGACAGACUGCCGAUGUACCAAGAAAGUAUGGGCAUGUUGGACGUACAAAUAUCUGUUCCUCCACAGUAUGGAGUGAGGCCAGAUGGUGACAAGACCCGUGAAACAGAACAGCGACAGCGAUACGAUCUUCCCCGAGUCAGCGGGCUCAUGAGACCGUUCCCGGAGCAGACCAGUGCUGCCAUCAUGCAGGGUCUCACCCUCAACGAUGUGAACUCAGAGACUUAUCGGCAACAAAUCAUAAACAACUAUCGGAUUGUGGGUACAGGAGAAUCCGGCUCCGAACAGAACCCCAUUGGAACACUCGCGCAAGGACUUCCGACGGACAAUAUGUUCACUACUAGUAAGGACGAGGAUAAACAGUUUGAUGUGUUCCCCGAGGCCAAUCUGCGCUCCGGCCCCAUCUAUAAAAUGGCACCUAUGUAUGAUAGUGGCCCGUAUCGCUUCGAUCCACAGACGGGUAUGGACAUCAAUCAAGAGUUGAAUAACUGUCGUGGACUGCAGGAAGAUGUGUCAUUGAAUCUGCAACCUUUCCAAAGCAACGCGAACCUUAUGUAUGGUCUGCAGCACUGCCCUGACGACUCGGCAUCAAUUAUCAGUGACUGCGGUGACAGUGUUCCAUGCCUUUACAGUUACGCAUUAUUGCAAUCGAAGGUCUUGGCAUUAGAGGAACAAGAUGCUUGGAACAGCUUUGUCACCGAACGAAUGGAAGCCAUUAGGCAAUACAACAGCUGUGGUGCGAUCAACAUCGAGUAUCCAGAAUACAUGAUGAAAACACCGGCGCUAGCCCCAGGUUAUCUUCAAGGAGACGUGGCUCGUUUCGGAUGCUAUCAGACCCACUGGAUCAAGGGCGAUAACGAGUACAAAUGUGGUAUUGUCGUCGACUACAACAAUCCGAACUCAUAUCGCUUUGAGUGGAACAAAGGCUCACAGCCAUGGUGCCGUUCUCGAAUAAAAGAAAACUAUUUCAAAUGGAUCACUGUAAUUUUCAGCAUCGUAGCGAUAAUUUUGGCGAUUAUGGUUGUAUUCCUUGGUUGCUGGUGUGUGAAGCAGAGGAAGAUCCAAGAACAACGUCAGUACAACUACCAAACAAACGCUGUAAAUUUCCAAAAUUCGUCACAGUUACAACGUUUAAGAUUAGGAUACACGAACAAAGGUCGGGUGGCAUCCAUUGGCUCUCUAGAUGAUGCUCCUCAAUUAACGCAAAGAUUCCCAGCUCGGGCUACUCCGACUACUUUGGAACCUGCAAGGUACAUACCCUAA